Molecule: messenger RNA, 2945 nt
Organism: Seriola dumerili (greater amberjack)
Lineage: Eukaryota; Metazoa; Chordata; Actinopteri; Carangiformes; Carangidae
Gene: grk6
Product: G protein-coupled receptor kinase 6
Exons: 16
Coding region: 1-1728 (575 amino acids)
Biological process (GO): protein phosphorylation; regulation of signal transduction; signal transduction
Cellular component (GO): plasma membrane; cytoplasm
Molecular function (GO): ATP binding; G protein-coupled receptor kinase activity
Source: RefSeq, a predicted model, not a curated record
AUGGAGCUGGAGAACAUCGUGGCCAACACGGUGCUGCUGAAAGCACGGGAAGGAGGAGGUGGAAACAGAAAAGGAAAAAGCAAGAAAUGGAAGCAGAUGCUGCAGUUCCCCCACAUAAGUCUGUGUGAAGAGCUGCGACAAACCACAGAGAAGGACUACAGCAGCCUGUGUGAGCGGCAGCCCAUCGGACGGUUACUGUUCAGACAGUUCUGUGAGACGCGACCUGAACUGAGACGCUGCGUCAAGUUCCUGGAUGCUGUGGCGGAGUACGAGGUGACUCCGGACGAGAGGAGGAAGGAGAGCGGUCAGGAACUUGUCGACAAGUACUUCGAUCCAAAGUCGGAGGACCACGUGCCUGAGGUGGAGGACGUCAUGAUGGCUCAGUGCACCGAGAGGCUGCAGCAGGAGGCCUGCAAAGAGCUCUUCAAGGACUGUACCAAAUUGAUCCACGACUACCUGAGCGUGGCGCCCUUCGCAGACUACCUCGACAGCAUGUACUACAACAGGUUCCUCCAGUGGAAGUGGCUAGAGAGGCAACCGGUGACGAAAAACACAUUCCGACAGUACAGAGUUUUAGGGAAAGGAGGCUUCGGAGAGGUGUGUGCGUGUCAGGUACGGGCCACAGGGAAGAUGUACGCCUGUAAGAAGCUGGAGAAGAAGAGGAUAAAGAAGAGGAAAGGAGAGUCCAUGGCGCUCAAUGAGAAACAGAUCCUGGAGAAAGUCAACAGUAGAUUUGUAGUGAGUUUAGCGUACGCCUACGAGACGAAGGACGCCCUGUGCCUGGUGCUCACCCUCAUGAACGGAGGAGACCUGAAGUUUCACAUCUACCACAUGGGCGAGGCGGGUUUCGACGAGAGGAGGGCCGUCUUCUACUCGGCGGAGAUCUGCUGUGGGCUGGAGGACCUGCACCGGGAACGUAUCGUCUACAGGGACCUCAAACCAGAGAACAUCCUGCUGGACGACCACGGCCACAUCAGGAUAUCGGAUCUGGGUCUGGCGGUUCAUGUGCCUGAGGGGCAGAGCAUCAAGGGACGGGUGGGAACAGUAGGAUACAUGGCUCCGGAGGUGGUGAAGAACGAACGCUACACCUUCAGCCCCGACUGGUGGGCGCUGGGCUGCCUGCUGUACGAGAUGAUCGAAGGCCAGUCGCCCUUCCAGCAGAGGAAGAAGAAGAUCAAGAGGGAGGAGGUGGAGCGGCUGGUGAGGGAGGUGGAGGAGGAGUAUUCCAGCAAGUUCUCCGAGGACGCCACGUCCCUCUGCAAAAUGCUGCUGGCCAAAGAUCCCACGGAGAGGCUGGGCUGCCAGGGGGGCGGAGCCUCUGAGGUCAAAGGCCAUCCCAUCUUCCGCUCCAUCAACUUCAAACGGCUGGAGGCCGGCAUGCUGCAGGUGCCCUUCACCCCCGACCCGCAGGCCAUCUACUGUAAAGACGUGCUGGACAUCGAGCAGUUCUCCACGGUGAAGGGCGUCGAGCUGGAGCCAAAAGACGAGUCGUUCUACAGCAAAGUGUCCACGGGCAGCGUUUCUAUUCCCUGGCAAAAUGAGAUGAUCGAGACCGAGUGUUUCACAGAGCUGAAUGUUUUCUACCAGGACGGGACGGUUCCUCCAGACCUGGACUGGAGAGGACAGCCGUCCCCUCCCCCCAAACAGGGACUCCUGCAGCGGCUGUUUGGCCGACAGGACUGCUGUGGAAACUGCAGUGACAGUGACGAGGAGCCCACCAGGCUGUGACACACACACACACACACACACACACACACACACACACACACACACACACACACACACACACACACACACACACAGGAUCUCAUUUGUUUACAACUUUUGCACAUUUGUAUUUUUGAGACAGUACUCUCUCUCUAAAUGUCAGAAUGUAUAUUUUCAGCAUAGCCAUAAAGUUUAAUGUUAUUUAAAAAGGUGUGAAUAUCGGUUGUGGACGAACCAGGAGACGGGGACGAAGACAGAAGAUGAACUUUUUGUUUUUGUUGUUGUUUUUAGUUUCUUUAUUUUGUGUACUGGGAAAGCUCUUUGCUUUCACACUCGUCCACUUCUACAUUUCCAUGUAAAUCUUAAUCUUAAAGAACUGGGAGCCGCUGCUGCUGCUGCUGCUGCCGCUGCUCCGCUGGAACUAUCGCCUGCUGUAAGUGCCUUGCUCGAGGGCACCGUGACACAGUGGUUACCAAGGGAGGACUGAGCAUUCCUCGAUCUCGUUACAUUGCCCCACUUUGUCCAGGGAAUCGACUUAGUGACAUUCAGCUACUGAACUAUGACCACUUUACUUCCUCUGCCCUCCAUUCUGCUGAGACCGACCUCACUGCUGCGUUUCUCUUCUAUUUAACUCCAGGUUUUCGUUCGCUUGAUGUCAGAGCCGUGACGUCUACAUCUGCAGAUAUUUUUAUAACAAUAUUAUUUGUAUUUUUCUUUUCCGUGAUGGAGACAAUCGACUUGCUGUGUCAGUGGCUUCAGUUGCUCUUGUCAAUUCAAGAUGUGACAGAUGUUGUGAAGUUAAAUUACACCUUCACUUUUUUCCCUAAAGUUAUAUUUUGGAGCUGCCCCCAUUUUCACAAAAGAUGCUAACAGCAGAGGUUUAACUCAAAUAAAAUUUUUUUUUAAAAAAGGCAGUAUUUGAAAUUAUAUUAACACUUUAUUAUUAUUAUUAUUAUUAUUAUUUUAUUUACUUUUUUUUUUUUUAGGAAAAAAAGUAAUUUGGCACGUAUUAUCGAGAAGACACACAAUGCUCUUUUUCCAAAUCAUGGCCCACUUUUCUCAGAGCACUUUUUAUUUUAAUUAUAACGAUCAAACAUUGAACUGAAAGCAGAAGAAGCUCAGUUUUCUUUUUUGUUGAAUGUGCAGAGAUCACUUGUCGAUUCAACAAGUUCCUAUCAUUGGCUUAUCACAGAUAGAAUAUGAGAAAAAAAAAACAAUGAAAGGAGGUUUUAAACACU